This is a messenger RNA of Rhopalosiphum maidis (corn leaf aphid), 554 nucleotides long. RefSeq names its product mediator of RNA polymerase II transcription subunit 9 (gene MED9). Lineage: Eukaryota; Metazoa; Arthropoda; Insecta; Hemiptera; Aphididae. Gene Ontology annotation, cellular component: mediator complex. The coding region runs from base 124 to 432 and encodes 102 amino acids. Gene Ontology annotation, biological process: regulation of transcription by RNA polymerase II. Gene Ontology annotation, molecular function: transcription coregulator activity. The transcript is spliced from 3 exons. The record is from RefSeq and is a predicted model, not a curated record.
UAUUGUUUUUAUUUAUAUUUAUCAAUGAAUAUCAGUAUUAUACAUUUACGAUUUUCUUAUUAGUUAUUAGCGUUUAGUAGGUAUGUUCAUUGUUUAAUUAUUAUAAAUUUAAAAACAUUAAAUAUGGAAAAUACUAUUACCGUCAACGAUGUGGAUACUGAUUUUUUACCAUUAAUUCACGAUAUUAUAAAAAGCGGUGAAAGAGAAAAUCAUGAACCUCAAAAAUCAGCCCAAGAAAUAUCACAAAAAAUACAAGAUUUACAAAAAAAAAUUGAUCAAGCACGAAGUGAUAUUCGUAAAUUACCAGGAAUCCAAUACAACAGUGAGCAGCAGUUAAAAGCCAUGGAUGAUCUCCGUCAAUCUUUACAAAUGAAAAGACAACUAUUAUUAAAAUAUAGACAUAUGUAUUCAUUUGAUGUACCAAAAUAUUAAGAUAUUAAAAUACAAUUAAUGUGUUUGUGUAAUUCGUGUUUCAUAUUGUUUGGGAACAUAAUUUUUGUUUAUUUUUUUUAAUGAGUAAAAUUUUAUUAUUUUUUCUUAUUUAUGUAAGCAUU